Molecule: messenger RNA, 3412 nt
Organism: Dendronephthya gigantea
Lineage: Eukaryota; Metazoa; Cnidaria; Anthozoa; Malacalcyonacea; Nephtheidae
Product: polyphosphoinositide phosphatase-like
Exons: 26
Coding region: 110-3034 (974 amino acids)
Biological process (GO): phosphatidylinositol dephosphorylation
Cellular component (GO): intracellular membrane-bounded organelle
Molecular function (GO): phosphatidylinositol-3,5-bisphosphate 5-phosphatase activity
Source: RefSeq, a predicted model, not a curated record
UCAACUGGUAAGUGGAAGUGGUAAAGCGGAAAGCCCUAUUUUAUAAGCUCAGUGGCCGGGUUAAACCACUGGGUUAAACUCAGUGACAGUGACGUAACACAAAGUGAAGAUGGCUGCAGAAAUUAUUCCCAUUUGUUCUAUUCAGAAAAUCGUCCUGUACGAAACAAAAGCGCGCUAUUACCUCGUGGGCUCAAAUGUUUCGCAAACAAAAUUUCGUGUACUGAAAAUUGACAGAACUGUGCCAUAUCUUUCAAUAAUUGACGAUAAGGUUGAAUAUGAUAAUGAUGAGAUUAAACAGUUACUAGCAAUGAUUAAUGAUGGUAACAUUCCAAAGAAUCCAAAGGCUUACGAUAAAGAUUCCACUGGUCUACAUCGCACUGUCUCUGCUUUUGGAAUUGUAGGGUUUAUUAGAUUUCUUGAAGGAUAUUAUAUCAUUCUGAUAUCCAAAAGGGAAAAGGUGGCUCAAAUUGGUGGAAAUACUAUUUAUAAAAUUACAGAUACUUGCAUGUUUCCAAUACCGAAUGCAACUGUGCGAGCAAAAUAUCACCAUGAUGGGGAAUCCAAAUACCUGAAAGCCUUUCAGAAUGUUGAUCUGUCUAGCAAUUUCUAUUUUAGUUAUACGUAUGAUCUUACACAAAGUCUUCAAUACAAUAUGUCUCUUCUUAAACGUUCGUAUUUCAAAUGUCCGUCGUGUGAAUGUCAAUGUAAUCUGGAAGGAGAUACGGGACAUGCUAAAAAGACAGACACUAAUUUCGCAUCGAAAAGCGAAUGUAAACAGCAUUCUUUCACAGCUCCUGAUUUGACACAAGUUAAAAGUGAGGAAGAGUCUGUAAACAUCACAAAUGGAAGUGAUAUGAAGGCGAGAAGGACGUCAAAUUAUAUUAACGAAGACUUUUCAACAAAACACGGCGGGGAUGACACUGUGGAGACGCAAGAGUUCCAGACCAAAAGGGACAAAUCAUGCCACGAGUGUGCGCGAAAACGUGUCUUACAUCAUUAUACUGUAUCAGGUCGUGGAAAACCUUGCAUGAAAUUUGUCUGGAACAAACACAUGUUGAAAGACGUUGACAAAAUCUUGCAUUCUGAUUGGAUGUUAUAUAUUACACAUGGUUACAUUGGACAAUGUAAUAUCAGUGUCUACGGUCGGCCAUUAUAUUUGACGUUAAUAGGAAGAAGGUCAAAUGAGUAUGCUGGAACAAGAUUCUUGAAGAGAGGCUCCAAUGAUUCGGGGUAUGUAGCAAAUGAUGUUGAAACGGAACAAAUUCUUCACGACGCUUCAACAUUGUCUUUCAAAAGCGGUCGAUACACUUCCUUUGUACAGAUCCGUGGCUCAGUUCCGCUAUUUUGGUCUCAGGAAUUACAGCACGGUGUUGUACCAAAGCCUCAAAUACAAGUUGAUAGAUCAGAUCCGUAUGCUGCCUCUGCUUCCCAACAUUUCAACAGUGUACUAGGAAGGUUUGGAUCACCGAUUAUUGUCUUUAAUCUUGUCAAGAAAAAAGAAAGAAAAAGACAUGAACAAAUUUUGGGAGAAGAGUUCAAAGGAAUUGUUGAAUAUUUAAACCAAUUUCUCCCACCUCAACACAAAAUCAAAUAUAUCUGGUUUGAUAUCGCCAGAAGUUCGAAAAAGCUUAAUAAGGAUUUCAGGGUUGUGAAAAGAUUACAGCGAUAUGCCAAAAAGUUUGUGGAAUCCGUGGGAUUUUUCCACAGUGGCCAGGAUCUUUAUGCGAAUGAGAUUCGGUCUGAUGAUAAGUGGUUAAAGGUUGGUGGAUAUCGAAAUAUAGAAACGUCUGGCCGACAACAGACAGGUGUUAUUCGGGUAAAUUGCGUUGAUUGCUUGGAUCGAACCAAUAUCGCCCAGUUCGUCAUCGGAAAGCAAGUUCUUGGAUUUCAGCUGUACGCGUUGGGUAUUAUUGAUAAACCCGUUGUAAAUUUUGAUUGUGACGCCGUCAGAUUGUUAGAGGAUCUGUACGAAGAUCAUGGCGAUACAUUAGCUUUUCAAUAUGGAGGUUCCCAGCUAGUUCAUAGAAUUGACACAUAUCUGAAAUCUGCGCCAUGGAAGUCAUAUUCUCGUGAUAUUUAUCAAACAGUACGGAGGUACUAUAGUGGAGCUUUUACUGAUACCGAAAAACAGCAAGCGAUAAAUCUUUUUCUUGGAAAGUUUAUUCCUAGCGAGAAUUGUCUUCCAUUGUGGGACCAUCCAACUGAUUAUUAUCUUCAUCACAUACCAAUUCAACAUGAUAGCUGGUCGAAUGAAAAUGGGAAAAGUUACACGAAAUGGUUUGAUGAUGAAGUUGUUGCUUCUUUACCGUUGCCUUGCCAACAAGUGUCAAAUCAGACAUCCAUUAACAUUUUUGAAGAAAGUGUUGCAUUAAACAAGAGUAAUUCUGAUUUAUUUUAUGACUACUAUCAACCCGAGGAAUUGUCUGGAUUUAAGUUCUUGUUUUCAUUCCAUUUACCAUCGUCGUACAGGCUGUUUUCCCCAGCAACUAAAAACGACCCAAGUCCUUUCGUAGUACGUGCAACCGGAGGUGGCUCUGGCAACCAGCAUGAAGCGAAACGUCCGUCUCUACAGCGGGCAACGAGUCCACAUAGUGAAGAGAUGAGUUCGGACUCUGAUUCAACGUCAAGUUCAGAUUCAGAUACUUCACCUAGUUGCAAGAAAGUUUCGUAUUCUAACAAGGAGUUUGAGACAAGGCCGCAUAUAUUAGGGCGGGCUGCUCUUCCCAAUAUGAAAGAUUACUACGGAGUUGCGAUUCUCGAACCAAGCAAAAUGUCAGAACAGAUUUAUCAGAGUUUUGUAGCUGUAAACCGUUAUGCAAAUAAGUCUGAAGGAGCGACAAACCACGUGCACAUUUCUUGGAUGGAGCGAGAUGAGAAGAAUAUCCGAAAACAGUUUGAUCGCUCAGGAGAACUGUCUAAUUUGAGUGUCUCGUCCGCUUUGAUGUAUAAAACAUAUAUAGAUAACAGUAGGACGGGUAGUUAUACUAUUAGUUCAAAAAGUAUGUCAAAGUUUGAAGCUUUUGUGCGAAGCUAAGAAUCAAUCUGCACAGCAUUUUAGUUUUCUGGAGGUUAAUAUCUACCUUCAUCUUCACUCUAAUCAGUGGUUUUAGAGGAGGUUAAUCGGUCAGUUAAGCAAUUUUAUUAUGCCAUUAUUAAAAUAAAGUUAAAUUAUUAAAAGAGUUAACCUGUUUAAUUGAGUAUAACUUCAAAACUAAGACGUCUGUUACACUGAAAUAACUUUCGUUAGAUUCGUAAAUGUCUAAAUUAAAAUUUGUUAUAUACCAUGUGUAUUUUGAUACAGUAUUCCCAGAGAUAUCGGCGUUUCACUUUUAAUACGUGCUUUUGAAAAGUACAAAAAUUAGUAAAAAUGGCAUAUUAGCUAAAUAAGAAAAGAUUAUAUUUAUGAUUAUUU